Amphibalanus amphitrite is the source of this 1042-nucleotide messenger RNA. RefSeq names its product ATP-dependent RNA helicase DDX18-like. The record is from RefSeq and is a predicted model, not a curated record. The annotation marks the transcript as partial. NCBI's taxonomy places the organism in Eukaryota, Metazoa, Arthropoda, Thecostraca, Balanomorpha, Balanidae. Gene Ontology annotation, cellular component: nucleolus. The transcript is spliced from 3 exons. Gene Ontology annotation, biological process: maturation of LSU-rRNA from tricistronic rRNA transcript (SSU-rRNA, 5.8S rRNA, LSU-rRNA).
CUCCCCUCCCCAUCUCUCUCUCUCCAACAGGGCAAGCAAAAGCAGUCGAAGCGGACGACGACGUUCUUCCAGUUCUGUAACGCCGACAGCGGGAUCCUGCUGUGUACCGACGUGGCCGCCCGAGGGCUGGACAUCCCGGCCGUCGACUGGAUCGUCCAGUUCGACCCGCCUGAUGACCCCAAGGAGUACAUCCACCGUGUGGGUCGGACGGCGCGCGGGAUGGGCGGCCGGGGCCACGCUCUGCUCAUCCUGCGACCCGAGGAGCUCGGCUUCCUGCGCUUCCUCAAGCACGCCAAGGUGCCGCUGAACGAGUUCGAGUUCUCCUGGGCCAAGAUCGCCGACAUCCAAAACCAGCUGGAGCGUCUCAUCACCAAUAACUACUUCCUCAACCAGUCGGCCAAGGAGGCGUUCCGCGCCUACGUCCACGCCUACAACUCGCACAGCCUCAAGUCCAUCUUCGACAUCGAGCAGCUGGACCUGAAGAGCGUCGGCAGGUCGUUCGGCUUCACCGUGCCGCCGGCGGUGGAGCUGAAGGCGCACGCGUCCAAGGAGGGACGCGCCAGGAAGCGGGGCGGCGGCGGAGGCGCGGCAUUCGUUCAUGACGAGCAGCAGAAGGCCAAGAAGGCCAAGAUCUACUCGCGGCCUAAGCCGGGGAAGGGGUUCGUGCGGUGAGACACUGCGGGGCGGGAGGGCGAGUCGGGUACUGGGAGCGGAGCUGGGAGGAGCGGGAGGCCGCCGAGGUGGCCGGUCAGCGGACGGAGGGCCUCCAUGCUGGCGUCGGGGCAGCCGUGUGCCGAAUAAGGCGGCACGGGGGCGGCGCCGGCGCCUGGCCGGCCUCAUAAGGCGGCAGACCGGCUGGUGUUCGGGUGGAGCCGCCGCCCUGCGCCGCCCGCCGUCAGCGCGCCGCGGGGCCGCCACCCGCCUCACCUGGGCGGCCGGCGGGGCGGGGGCGGCGGGCGCCCUGUGACCUGACCGGGCGAUCCGUCUGUGUUGUGUGACAGUCGGAGGUGUUGAAUGGGAGCAAUACACGUCUCACAGAGCA